Alexandromys fortis (reed vole) is the source of this 945-nucleotide messenger RNA. Its product is annotated as vomeronasal type-1 receptor 90-like. Gene Ontology annotation, molecular function: pheromone receptor activity. The transcript has a single exon. Lineage: Eukaryota; Metazoa; Chordata; Mammalia; Rodentia; Cricetidae. Gene Ontology annotation, biological process: G protein-coupled receptor signaling pathway. The annotation marks the transcript as partial. Gene Ontology annotation, cellular component: membrane. The record is from RefSeq and is a predicted model, not a curated record.
AUGUUCUUAAGGUGAAUAGAAUUUCUACGUAUGUCCUCAUUAAGGAUUGUCCUUAAUUUCCUAGCUGGACUUGGAGUCCUGGCCAAUAUGUUUCUCCUUGUUUUCUACACUUUCAUAAUUCUAGGUCACAAACCUAAGCCCACGGACUUGAUCUCCUGUCACCUGACCUUCAUCCACAUAGUGCUGCUCAUCACUGGAGCAGAUAUUUGGCUUUGGGACAUAUUUGAGUCACUACACAUUAAGAAUGACUUCAAAUGUAAGACAUCGUCUUAUAUGAGCAGGGUGAUGAGAGGCCUCUCCAUCUGCAUCACCUGCCUCCUGAGUGUGUUCCAAGCUGUCACUAUCAGUCCCAGUUCCUCCUUGUUGGCAAAAUUUAAAAAUAAACUAAAAAAGUACAUGAUAUCUUCUUUCUUAUUUAUUUGGUCUUUCAACUUGUCAUUCAGUAGCUACCGAAUCAUCUAUGCUGGUGCUUUUACUAAUAUGAGUGAGACCAACCAGAUGAAGGUCACUGCAUUCUGCUCACUCUUCUCCAUGAACUACAUCAUCAGGGCACUGAUUUUAACAGUGGCAAUCUCCAGAGAUGUAUUUCUUGUAGGAGUUAUGCUGACCACAAGUGCAUACAUGGUGAUUAUCUUGUUCAGGCAUCAGAGACAACACAAGCAUCUUCACAGCCUCAGCCACCCAAGAGCAUCUCCUGAGAAAAGGGCCACACAGACCAUCUUGCUGACGGUGGCUUUUUUUGUGGUCAUGUACUGGGUAGACUUCAUCAUCUCAUCCACCGCAGUUCUGUUAUGGCUUUACUUCCCAAUCAUCCUGAGUGUUCAGAAGAUUGUGAUGAAUGUCUAUCUCACAAUUGCUCCUUUGAUACAAAUUAAUUCUGAUAGCAGAAUAAUCAAUAUGCUAAAACAAUGCAGUCUUUGUGCCACCAUAUUUUCAAAAAGAGAU